AUGGACCGGCUCGACUUUUGUCACGCUUUAUUAGUUAAGACCAUUGGAGACAGGCUGUUUCUUGCACCAAUCAACGAGGCAAAAACCCAUAGAAUCCUCGACGUUGGAACGGGAACAGGAAUCUGGGCGAUGCAAAUGGGUGACCUGUUCCCGAACGCGGAGAUACUUGGAAACGAUCUCAGUGCUAUUCAACCAAAAUGGUACGCGAUUGGAAAUACUGUCAGUCUGUUUGAAAUCGACGAUGUCGAAAGUGACUGGAUUGGGCAGAAGUACGAUUUUAUCUUCAGCCGCUACAUGUGUGGAUCAAUCGUGGACUGGCCCACGUAUAUGAGGCGUGUCUAUGAGAACCUAAAUCCCGGUGGUUGGGCCGAGUUUCAAGACUGGAGUUUUAUGAUCUGUUCCGACGACGGAUCGAUCGAGGGUACCGAGCUUCUUCGGUGGGUGGACCUUUUCAUGGAGGCAUGCAAAGUCUCCGGCCGAGACGGCCAGAUUGGACCAAAGUUGGAGAGCCUGGUGUGGGAAAAUACUGGCCUAAUGAACAUUCACCAUCAGCCGUACAGGAUUCCAGCCGGCCCAUGGGCAAAGGAUCCUCAUUUGAAGGAGAUUGGAAUGUAUGAGCUCAUUCAGCUGCUAGAUGGUCUGGAAGGAUUCUCCUUGAGAUUGCUUUGCGGAGCCCUGGGUUGGUCGAAGGAGAAGGUGCUGGUACUUCUGGCCGGAGUCCGCAAAGACUUGAAGAACCCUAACAUUCAUGCCUGGCUGCAUUAUAAUGUUGUCUAUGGCCAAAAGCCCGACAAGGGAGAAGACUGA
Molecule: messenger RNA, 807 nt
Organism: Colletotrichum truncatum
Lineage: Eukaryota; Fungi; Ascomycota; Sordariomycetes; Glomerellales; Glomerellaceae
Source: RefSeq, a predicted model, not a curated record